Dentiscutata erythropus is the source of this 2274-nucleotide messenger RNA. The record is from the annotation of a GenBank genome assembly. NCBI's taxonomy places the organism in Eukaryota, Fungi, Glomeromycota, Glomeromycetes, Diversisporales, Gigasporaceae.
AUGUCUAGUAAUAACCAUGAAAAACGUAAAGAAAGUAAAGAUGCAGAAUUAUCUGAUGUCUUGAAAAAAUGGCUACAACCUCGAAUUGGCCCAAAGUUAAAGAAAGGUUUAACCGUCGAAAAAGCUUGGGAGGACAUCGUUAAAGACAUUGCUAUAAGGGUUUUGUCUCCACUUCCGCUGGAAGACUUCGCAACUGCGAUCAAUAGGUUAUCAAAGCUCGAUGAUAUGGGUCGAUUUGGUUUGGUAGAAAAAUUACUCACAAUUUCACCUAAUCCUGAUUGUGCAACUGGUGACAGAGCAGAAAAAAUACGUGAAAUAAUGAUUGAGACAUUAGCACCUCAGGAUACUCCGAAUGGAUCGUCCUCGAUCGAGAUUCACCCGGAUCUAUUUAAUGUUGCUAGAAGUGUCCUUGCACAAUCUCACAGGGAUUGGAUCGGUACACGUGAAGCACUUUCAACCUUUCUCAAAGAUUGUACCGCAAAAUAUAAUUCUGACCGUAAUGUAUACGUUGUCUAUCCUCAUAUCAACGACAUUUCAAGGAAUUUAUAUAUGGAUAAAGAAAUUCAAACCAGUGUAGAAUAUUUCUUUUCCCGUAUACAAGAUGUGGCCAACGGGAAGGGCUUGAAAUUUUUUGAUCUCAUAAAACCUAAUAUAUCAAACUACGAUAAGGAAGAUAUGGAAGAGCUUUUUCUAUUUUAUUUUCCAAAAGGGCUACCUUUAGAAAAUGAGGAUAGAGUUGGAACUGAAGAGUUUGAGAAAAACCGAAAAAAUCGCCAACCGCGGCUUAAACCACCAUUACUUAGACCAAGGUGGCACAAUCAACAACAUAUGAUGCUUUUAACUUUACAAAAUGCUAAAGACCACACGAUGUCACGUACAGCCUUGAUUGAUGCCGCAUUGGCUUUAGACGAAAAAUUGAGUGCGGAAACAGGCUUACCGCGAUGUUUUACUGGUCAGACACCAAGAAAUUCGGCCAGCUCAUGCUUGACAACCAACGCAGACAAAUAUUUUAUACAGUUCAAAAAAGACCGUUCACAAACGUCAUAUUACAAACUUGCUUUCAUACCUGAGGACAUUGAUGAUGCUAUAAGACAUUAUAAUGAUUGGAUGAAGAAAUUAAUUGAACAUGAUUGGCCACUAUGCUUUGGGCGUGUGAAAAAAAACAAGCAAGCAGUCAUGCUAAGUGUAGGCGCAAGUAAUCCUCAACACCUGCGAUGCCGGCGUUGCGCACCUGAUACGAGUUGCGAUGUGAAACUACCGUCUUGCUCAAAAUGUAAAUCUAAAGGAUUUUUAUGCAUUUAUCCCCUGCGACCAGGGGUGCAUAAAGAACGCGAACGUCCGAGAGCCACAGUCAAGUCUACAUCAUCAAAUUCUCAGAAUAUUGAAAAUUCAACUAACGGUACAAAACAUAAGAAAAAGUCUGCAUCUAACUCCAAAAAAAGGCAGCAAAAUGAUGAUUAUUCCAGUGGAAAUGAAUCUUGUGCACUUGUGUCGACAGAUAUACUUCUAAAUGGACUAGAUCUUAGUUGUGUUCCAAAAAACCUUAAUGAUGUAGUUGAAAUUCGUCCAUCUACAAUUCCUAAUGCCGGUAACGGAUUGUUUGCCAAACGUAAUCUUCCAAUGGCAACACCGUUAGGCUUCUAUUUUGGCGUUCCAACGAUGGAAGAUGAAUUUGACCAGAAUAAGGAUAAAGUUGGCAGAGCAUCGCAUUACUCCAUGAGAUAUAAACAUACAAUUCUCGACGCAACUGACGAUAAAGGUGAACCAUUUACAGAUCCGAAUGGUAAAAUACAUUGUCCUUUCCAUUUCAUGAAUGAGGAUCCAUUUGGAAACAUGGUUUUCCUAGAAGGAAGUGAGGUUAAUCAAGUCAUUUGUUGGACGAAACGGGAUAUUAAAAAAGGUGAAGAAUUAUUCGUAUAUUACGGUGGUGAAGUUGACAGAGAGCACUGGGGUCAAGCAGAAGAUAUAAGUGAACCUAUUGUUUGUGCUGGAGACAGCGAAGAAGAUGAGAUAGAUUUCAGUGAUGAUGAUGGACGAAAUGAGGAGGAGGAAGAAGAAAUGUUAUACGACGACACGGUCGAUAUAGACGAUGAAAACAUAAAUGUGCCGGGUACACCCAAUUCUGGGACAAAGAGAAAAUUUUUUACAGAUGCCCAUGAUAUAUCAGAAAGUUCGCCACAAAUUGUUAGUAGUAAAUUUUUAACUUACCGUGAUAAGUUAUGGAGUUCUCAAUUUCCAGGUCGGAAUCGUGAUUGGAUAAUAUUUUGUUUUUAG